This is a messenger RNA of Varanus komodoensis (Komodo dragon), 1064 nucleotides long. RefSeq names its product zinc finger protein 621-like. The transcript is spliced from 5 exons. Lineage: Eukaryota; Metazoa; Chordata; Lepidosauria; Squamata; Varanidae. The record is from RefSeq and is a predicted model, not a curated record. Gene Ontology annotation, biological process: regulation of DNA-templated transcription. The coding region runs from base 317 to 691 and encodes 124 amino acids.
CGGACUCGCCUGCCGCCGGAGGAGUCGCAGCCGCCUUCGGCCGCCCGGUUCGAUCGCGCCUUCCUUCGGGGCCGCCGGAGGGUGGGGAGCUGCUGGCCUUGGAAGCGGCGGGGGCCUUUGUUCGGCAGAGGAGGAGCCGCUGGCGCCACGUCCCUCCUGCUUUGCUGAGGCCUGAGUGACAUUCCCCUCUGCCUGUCACCCGACGAAGUUCUAUUGAGUCACAUACUGCCCAUCUUGUAUCGAUCAUCUUUCUUGCUUUCAAAGGAAGUCUUCCUUUCUGGUUGUCAGAUUGUUUCAUCCUGUGGAAGAAAGAAAAAUGUCUGCACUGGAGCCAAAUCAGAAGCCAGUGACCUUUGAGGAUGUGGCUGUGUAUUUCACGAAAGCAGAGUGGGCUUUGCUGGACCCAUCCCAAAGAGCUCUGUACAGGGACGUCAUGCUGAAGAUCUAUGAGAACAUGGCAUCCCUGGCGGGAUCCUCUCCUUUAAAGCCAGACCUGAUCUCCUGCCUGGAACAGGGGGAAGUGCUGUGGGCACCUGAUCCACAAGAAUACAGAGAAACUGAGAACCCAGGUGCUGGUUCAGGGAACAACAUCAUUUUCUACCCCCAUUUUCUCUUCACAAGAUUUCUGCAAGGUAAAUUGGCUGAGAUUGCAGUGAAUGUUCCAAGAUCACCUGGGGAACUUCAUGACUGAGUGGGAAUUGGAACCUGGGUCCUAGUCCAACACCCCAUCCCUGAUGGCACUGUGCUUCCACGCAGCAUUUUAUUAUGUCAUAUUUUAUCUUCUGUUUCUAAGAUGCUUUGAAUACUUUCAGCAGGAAAGCAAAUUAAAAACAAUUUCAAUUGAACGUGGGCAAACUUGGUAAAAACUAAUACAAAAUAUUUUCUAAUAAUAAUUCUGACAAAAUUUGCAAACGAUCAGUUUCUAAUAUUUAUGAAUUCAAGCAUCUUUCCUCUAAGGAGAGCAGGAUACUGUAUAGUAAGGGUGGGCAAACGUUGGCCUUGUGGGAUCUAUCUUGUUUUAAUUAGAACCACAAGAUCCACCAACUACAGUUCAGUGUAAAAGA